Molecule: messenger RNA, 1485 nt
Organism: Tripterygium wilfordii
Lineage: Eukaryota; Viridiplantae; Streptophyta; Magnoliopsida; Celastrales; Celastraceae
Exons: 2
Coding region: 1-1485 (494 amino acids)
Molecular function (GO): RNA-DNA hybrid ribonuclease activity; nucleic acid binding
Source: RefSeq, a predicted model, not a curated record
AUGAAACUAAAUCCCACCAAGUGCUCAUUUGGGGUAACCGCUAGGAAGUUCCUGGGCUAUAUCGUAACUCAACGAGGCAUCGAAGCAAAUCCUGACGAAAUCAGAGCAAUCCUCGACCUCCCUUCGCCAAAAUACGUAAAAGAAGUGCAGAAAUUAACGGGGAGAGUGGCGGCGCUCAACAGAUUCGUAUCUAGGUCAUCCGACAAACGCCAUCAGUUCUUCACAACGCUUCGCAAAAUAAAUAAUUUCGAUUGGACCGCCGAGUGCGAGGAAGCUCUGCAACAGCUGAAAGAGUACUUGACUUCACCGCCACUUUUGUCCAAGCCUAAAAAGAACGAACAGCUGUAUGUUUAUCUCACGGUGUCCGAAACAGCCGUCAGCGCAGUGUUGGUCAGAGAAGAGGAAUCGAAGCAACUUCCCGUAUAUUAUGUGAGAAAAAGCCUCUUGGACGUCGAGACCAGAUACAGUCAGAUGGAGAAACUCACGCUUGCCCUCGUAACAGCCGCCCAGAAGCUGAGACCAUACUUACAAAGUCACAGCAUCAUGGUAGUGACCACUUUCCCUAUGAGAAACGUACUACACAAGCCUGAAUUAUCCGGCAAUCAAAUCUCAGGUGUGGCAGACUUUGUCGCCGAUUUCACUCCACCCAUCCAAGACCAAGCUGAAAAAGAGUUGUUUUGCAUCGCCACGCCAAUCCUGGGAAAGUGGACCCUCUACGUAGAUGGGUCGAGCAACGUCAAAGGCAGCGGACUAGGUUUAGUCUUGAUAUCACCAGAAGGGAGUAUCAUUCAAAGAUCUGUACGAUGCGGAUUUAAAGCGACGACCAAUGAAGCCGAGUAUGAAGCUUUGAUCGCCGGCCUUCAACUUACAGAGGACAUGAAGAUCAAGAACCUAGUUGUCCACUCAGAUUCUCAACUGAUUGUCAAUCAAUUGCAAGGAUCCUACCAAGCAAAGGAUCCAAAGAUGGCGAGCUACCUCGAGGCAGUCAAGGAAUUACAGAAGCAGUUCGACGAGUUUUCGCUAACGCUCAUACCAAGGGUGAACAACGCCCAUGUUGACGCACUCGUAAAGUUGGGGUCCUCGAUUCAAACAACGGAACCCCAACCAAUCCCGGUAGUAUACUUGAAAUGGCCAUCAGUUUGGAAGCAGUACUCAACUCCUGAGGAGACAAUGGCGAUCGAGUCCGCCCCACCCGAAGAGGCCAACGAAAAGGGCGAUGAUUGGAUGAUAUCCAUUGCAAGAUACAUACAAGAAGGGACUUUGCCUGACGACCGAAGUGAAGCUCGACGCCUCCAAUCAAAAGCCGCGAGGUUCACCUUGUUCGGAGGAUUGCUCUACAAACGAUCUUAUUCUGGUCCAUUACUCAGGUGCGUGACGCCAAAGCAAGCCCAAUACGUGUUGGCCGAGCUACACGAAGGAGAAUGUGGAAAUCAUUCCGGCGGUCGCAGCCUGACUCACCGCGCACUUUCGACGGGUUAUUAUUGA